Venturia canescens is the source of this 3041-nucleotide messenger RNA. RefSeq names its product Another transcription unit (gene Atu). Gene Ontology annotation, molecular function: RNA polymerase II C-terminal domain phosphoserine binding. The record is from RefSeq and is a predicted model, not a curated record. Gene Ontology annotation, biological process: positive regulation of transcription elongation by RNA polymerase II; transcription elongation by RNA polymerase II. Bases 201 to 2798 code for a protein of 865 amino acids. The transcript is spliced from 5 exons. NCBI's taxonomy places the organism in Eukaryota, Metazoa, Arthropoda, Insecta, Hymenoptera, Ichneumonidae. Gene Ontology annotation, cellular component: Cdc73/Paf1 complex; nucleus.
GCACGCGCAUGUCAAACACAGAGCGAAUCAUACCGGUAUUUUCAUUAUCCUCGCGGUAAAGAAGAGUCUGUAGUGUAUAGUAUGUCUAACAUUCUCGUAUAAUGUCAAUCGUUUCUUAGAUCAAACCAUUGUUGAGUUUUUAUUUUAUUCAUCAGCACUGUACAGAUUGUUAUUGUCUAGUUUUGUUUCACUCCCGAAAAAUGUCUCCGGCGAGACACGCGCUUCGGGAAUCCAGUGCGGAAUCCGGUUCGGACUCUGAGAGUGGUUCAGCAUCUUCAACUUCGAGCCGUAGUGCAAGUCCUGUGUCUCGAGCCCCCGUGCCAACUCCAGGUGGUGCGAGGAGCGAGCGAUCGGACGGCGAACAUGGUCCUCAGUCGCCAAUGUCUGUUGCAAGCGCAGCACGAUCGAGAAGUAGAUCUCCCAGUCCAGCCACCAAAUCUGUGACUAGUCCAAGAUCACACAGAUCUCCGAGUCAAUCUCCAGCAAGGUCAGACUCUCGUCACUCCAGCAUUGGUUCGGAGAGAACAAACAAAACAGGAUCUCGCAGAUCCCGAUCAGGGAGUGGUUCACCACGUUCCGCAAGUCCAGGCUCUCAGAAAUCUGCAAGAUCGCGUUCGGGCUCUCCAAAGUCCAUGAGGUCGCAUUCAGGCUCCCCGAAAUCAGCGAGGUCACGUUCGGGUUCUCCAAAAUCAGCGAGGUCACAUUCAGGCUCCCCAAAGUCCGGAAGAUCACGCUCAGCUUCUCCGAAAUCGGCGAGGUCACGUUCAGGCUCUCCAAAAUCAGCGAGAUCACGUUCGGGUUCUCCAAAAUCUGGAAGAUCACGUUCAGGUACUCCAAAAUCUGGCAGGUCACGUUCAGGCUCUCUGAAGUCUGGCAGAUCACGUUCAGGCUCUCCAAAGUCGGGGAGAUCGCGUUCAGGGUCCCCAAAGUCUGGAAGGUCGCGUUCAGGAUCUCCGCAUGGAAGUGCCCGAUCUGACAGCUCAAAAUCUAGACCGACAAGUCGUGGCUCAAAGUCAAGAUCACCCGGACAAAAGUCAAAGACUCCUGGGUCACCGAGAUCAAACAUUUCCGUCUACGGUGAAUCGCCGAGGAGUCGACGAUCUCCGGGAAGUCUGGGGUCACCUCAGAGCCAUAAAUCAGCAUCGCCGAAGAGCAGACGUUCACAAACACCUGGAUCAACAAAAAGCGUACGAUCUCGCAGCGGUUCGGCGGGCAGUCGUGGGUCCAUGGCGAGUGAAUCGGCCCGUAGCAAUCGAUCGAAGUCGAGAACACCCGCCAGCUCAAAAGCUGAGGUUGCCGGGAGUCCGAGUUCACAAACUCCGGGAAGCUCAAAGAUCAGCGAAAAAAGUCGAAGAUCAAGAACACCUGGAAGUCCGAGGAGUCAGGCAAGUCCGAAAACUGACGGUAGCCCAAGGUCAAGAAAGUCACAGAGUCCGAAAGACGACGGAAGUGAAGACGAGGCCAAAAAGUCGGAUGCGGACAGUGACGUCGAAGGUGUCAAACGCAAACGUGACACUUCCGGAUUCGCCUCAGAAACCGAGAAAAUAACGAAAAAAUUGAGACCUCUCAUCGACUCAGACUCUGAAGAAGAAAUGCCAAUUAAAGAAAAAACUGACGAGCCCACCGCCGAUGCUCUCUUCGGUGAUGCCAGUGACAUAAGCACUGACGAUGAAAAAGAUAAGGAAGCCGAAACAGAGAGCAAAAGAAAAAGUCGAAGCCGCAGCAGAAGUCGGAGCAGAAGUCGCAGUCGCAGUAGAAGUCGAUCAAGAAGUCGUGAGAGGUCUGACAGCGGUGGUGAAGGACCUAGCCAUCGGGCCGUCAUCAAUGACGAUGACGAGCGUGAGAAAGAGGACGAACCGGAGCCACCGCCAGAGACGCGGAUCGACGUUGAGAUACCAAAAAUUACGACGGAUCUUGGUCGUGAGAUACAUUUUGUGAAAUUGCCAAAUUUCCUAUCAGUCGAAACACGUCCAUUCGAUCACGAAACCUACGAGGACGAGAUAGACGAAGAGGAAACUUUGGACGAAGAAGGUCGAGCGAGAUUGAAGCUGAAGGUCGAGAAUACGAUAAGAUGGAAAGACGCGUUUGGAGACAAUGGAAAAAUGCAGAAAGAGAGCAACGCGAGAUUCGUUCGUUGGUCGGACGGAAGUAUGUCGCUUCACUUGGGCUCGGAAAUUUUUGACGUUUACAAGCAGCCUCUUCAGGGCGACCACAAUCACCUUUACAUUCGUCAGGGAACGGGUCUUCAAGGACAGGCUGUUUUCCGUACAAAAUUAACCUUCAGACCUCACUCGACCGAAUCCUUUACACAUAGAAAAAUGACAAUGUCGUUGGCCGACCGAUCGCAAAAAACGUCGGGCAUCAAAGUUUUGUCACAGGUCGGCAUGAAUCCCGAUCAGAACAGAUACGAAAUGAUGAAGAAAGAAGAAGAGAAAUUACGAAUCGCAAUGCGAGUGCAGAGCAAACCGAAAAAAACGAGCGGUGGUACCAGAGCUUCGGGACGAGCAUCCGGAAAUUAUGGCGCCGAUGCUUAUCACGACGACGGUUCGGAUGACGAAGGUGCUAUUUCUUUAGCCGCGAUAAAGAACAAAUACAAAAAAGGUGGUGCCACGGCCAAAGCUGCUUCAAAUAUAUAUUCGUCGGACGAGGAAGGUUCAGAUUUCGAAAAUGCAAGAUCAAAGAAGCACACGAAAGGCAAAGUUUUAAAAGAAUCGGACGAGGAUUCGAACAGCGGAUCAGAAAGUGCCUCUGGAAGUGGAGGAGAAGCUGACGAGGCUGCAGAUGCUGGAAGCGAUUAGAAAUUCAACAAACUAUUGAUUUUACAAAGUGAACUGCAGAUUGGUCAUAAAUCCUUGGAAAAUAUGUGUAAAGAGUAUGAAAAGAAAACAAAUAUUUAAAAAACGUUUUUUCUUCGACGUGGAUGACACUACCAUGAACUCUGUCGAAGAGAACCGUUUUCAAAUAUGAGGAUUGUAUUAAUGUAACGGGAAUCACGAAAAGCCAAAGGCAUUUCCGCAUAAAUAAAAUUUUUGAAAUAAGAA